CACCGAGACAUCUACCUCCUGACAUCCAUGGGCCAAACUAUAGCGUUCCUUCGUGCAGUGUACGACGAUGUCAGACUUCCCAAGCCCAAGUUUAUCGUAGACGACAUCCCAGAUCUGUCGGGAAAAAUCGUGAUCGUCACUGGCGGGUACACAGGCAUCGGUCUAGAAACAGUGCGUGCGUUACUGAAGAAGAAUGCAACGGUGUAUAUUGCUGGAAGGAAUAGAGCGAAGGCCGACUCUGCGAUUGCGGAUCUGCAUAAGGAUACGGGGAAGGAAGCCAUCUUCCUUGAGCUAGACCUUGCGAGUCUGAAGUCUGUGAAGAAGGCUGCUGAGGAAUUUAUGAGCAAAGAGACUCAACUCCAUAUCUUAUUUAACAAUGGCGGAGUAAUGUAUCCGCCAAUUGAACAGCUCACAGCUGACGGAUAUGACCUUCAAUUUGGUACGAACGUACUUGGCCAUUUCUACUUUACUCAACUCCUCAUUCCCGUCCUUCUCGAGACCGCUAGGGCUUCAUCUGACUCCCACGUCCGAGUCGUCACAACCUCUUCGUUGGGACACAUGAUGCAUGCAUCCUCUAACAUCCUCUACGACACUCUACGCGAUUCACCCGAACGCAAGGAAUUCGACACCUUUAAUCUCUAUUACCAAAGUAAAUUUGGGAACGUUCUAAUUGCACGUGAACUUGCAAGGAGGUAUGGUGAUCAGGGAGUCGUUUCCAUGUCUGUCCAUCCUGGAAUCAUCGGGACAGAGCUAGGGAGAAACCUGAGCUGGAUUAAACAGAAGACAUACGGUCUGAUUGUUUAUCCACCUCCGUUCGGCGCGCUUACCCAACUGUAUGCUGGGACGUCUCCGGAAGCAAGAGACUUAAAUGGCGCAUACCUCAUUCCAUGGGCACGUGUUGCAGAAUGCCGCAAAGACGCACGCGAUCCAAAGACAGCAGAGGAAUUGUGGAAGUGGUGUGAGGAACAAGUCAAGGAUAUCUAACGUGCCAUGUUUAUCAUUGCGAUUUGCUGAUUCUUUUCAUUUCAUUUUUGUCUAUGUGUAAUCCUUACCCAAAC
Molecule: messenger RNA, 1058 nt
Organism: Fomitiporia mediterranea MF3/22
Lineage: Eukaryota; Fungi; Basidiomycota; Agaricomycetes; Hymenochaetales; Hymenochaetaceae
Product: NAD-binding protein
Exons: 5
Coding region: 28-984 (318 amino acids)
Source: RefSeq, a predicted model, not a curated record